UGUUCUGGACAUUGAACAUAAAUGGAAUCAUACACUUUUUUAAAAAGAUGGGAUAGCCUGCAGUGAGGAGCUUGUGUGAGUACCUGGUGACUCCUUUCUAGACUUUCUGUUUCAAUAGAGCAUAUAACUCAGUUUUACAAACAUCAUUGAUUUCUCUUUCCUCUCCACAGGUGUAGAGAAUAUCCAGGUAGUGGCUGCAGUUCUGCCUCUGGUCUGGCUACCAUGUAUCAUGGGCGAAUUACUGGUAAAGGGCCCCUGACUCCAGCGCAGAUUUACCAGCAACCUCCGAGGCUUCUCAUUGUGCAUAUUCCUCUACCAUCCUGGGCUGACAUCUGCUCCAACCUCUGUGAGGCUCUGCAGAACUUUUUCUCUGUAGCCUGCAGUUUAAUGGGCCCCAGCCGAAUGUCCCUCUUCAGUUUAUACAUGGUACAAAAUCAGCAUGAGUGCAUCCUUCCAUUUGUGCAAGUGAAAGGGAACUUUGCUAGGCUGCAGGCCUGCAUCUCAGAACUCCGCAUGUUACAGAGAGAAGGUUGUUUCCGACCACAAGGUACUUCCCUUCAACUGGCGGUAGAAAAUGGGCUCCAGCAGUUCAACCAGUACUGCAGACAUGUCACCACAGGUGCCGCUCUGGCCUGCACUGCCCUGGAGAUUUCUAUUCUGACUUCCCAGCCUGGAAGAGAAUUGGUCAAACAAUUGGAGGAAGGAUUGAAAGAUACAGACCUAGUCAAGGUCAGGAGACUUCAGGUGGUUGAGAUCGUAAAGGAAACCCUAGGGUGUAUGGACUCAGCAUCCCCUGUUGAAGAGUCCAGCAGUGAUGAGAGUUCUUUCCUGGGAACUGACAUUGACCUUCAGACUGUAGACAAUGAUGUUGUCAGCAUGGAGAUGCUCUUCAAAGCCUGGCUACAUAACAGUGGAACAGACCGAGAACACGUUCACCUUCUGCUUCCUUCACAGUCUUUCAACAAGAUUUCCAGAGCCACAGAUAAUCCAAUGUGCCUGAAAUGUGAUCUCCAAGAGCGACUUCUCAGCCCAUCUCUGCUCCCUGGCACAGCUGAUGGCUCCUUGAAAAUGGAUGACCCCAAAGGAGACUUCAGCACACUCUACCAGAUGGCCUCCCAGUCAUCGGCCUCUUAUUUCAAGCUCCGAGUGAUCAAGGCUCUCAAAUCCAGUGGGAUCUGCGAAUCAGUGACAUACGGUCUCCCAUUCAUCCUCAGACCCACAAGCUGCUGGCAACUGGACUGGGAUGAGCUGGAGACGAAUCAGCAGCAUUUCCAUGCUUUGUGUCACAGCCUGCUGAAAAGAGAAUGGCUGCUGUUGGCCAAAGGGGAGCCCCCGAGCCGAGGACGCAGCCUGAGAGAGCCUGCCAGCACCUUCUAUGUGAUCGUGCCCUCACGAUCCCCCACCCUGCUGGUGAAGGCGGUGGCCACGAGAGAACUCAUGCUGCCCAGCCCCUUUGCACUGCUUCCUGAGAACCCACCUGAUGACAGCCUUCAGGUUGUGGAGAACGUACUGGACCUCCUGGAGCUAGAGCCCACCUACAACCCCUUACAGGUUUGGAGUCACCUGUACUCACACCUGAGCAGCACCUUUGCCAAGCCUCAGGGCCGUCACCACCCAAGCUGGGAGAGCCGGGCCCUGAGAAAGCAUCCCUGCAAGGCUGGGCAGUUGCAAACAAAUCGAGUUCGAGCUACGGUGGCCCCUCUACCUAUGACUUCAGCCCCUGGCAGAGCCCCCAAGGUGCCAGCAGCCAGCAAAGCCUCCUCAGAAGCCAUCUUCCAGCUUUCUGAGGAGGAGGAAGAGGAGGAGGAGUACCCCUCAGGGCCUUAAGUAACCAGCACCAGAGCCUGGCCGCCCUGCUCAACCACAUCCAUGAUAGGGCUCACCCGAUGGUGUUCUGAGGCCAGGUUUGCCUUCCAUCCACCUGAGCCUCGGUGAGCUCUAGGUGACUGAGAAACAGCCUUCCCCUCCUCUGUCCCCAGUCCUGCCACCACCCCACUCAGCCUGGGAAGAGGCACAAGAACCAAGCCUCUUGCUUCUCCAAGCAGCAAGUUUUCUUUUGGGUCAUUUGAUACUGUUAACACAGAUGAAGAUUAAACACCCAGUAAACCAACACCAUUGUUAGGAGCAUUUCCAGCCCUGAAUUUCUCCUUGUAGCUCUAUGUAAGCAGGUGGAUGUCAUAUAACCUCCAGGAAACUGGGCCUCAAUAAACAAGGAUAUUUUCAGA
Phyllostomus discolor (pale spear-nosed bat) is the source of this 2225-nucleotide messenger RNA. It is a transcript of the gene M1AP, whose product is annotated as meiosis 1 associated protein. Gene Ontology annotation, biological process: spermatogenesis; meiosis I; male meiosis chromosome separation. The record is from RefSeq and is a predicted model, not a curated record. Bases 223 to 1827 code for a protein of 534 amino acids. NCBI's taxonomy places the organism in Eukaryota, Metazoa, Chordata, Mammalia, Chiroptera, Phyllostomidae. The transcript is spliced from 10 exons.